CAGCAGCACUCAGUCAUAGUCGCGUGCCGGCCGCUUCAGUGGGCGCGUGUGCUUUCAUAAGUGUAGAGUUAUAUGAUCAUUAUAACUGAGUCAGGAUGGUGUUCGGGGCCAACCAGGCCAUCUCCAGCUCCCCGGGCAAAGCCCGCAUGUCCGUCAGGCGGCUGCGGCUCUUCGCCACUCACAAGAGGAAUUGCUUAGUUCGCGUGCUGUACGGGUCUCUGCUGAUCAUCAUCUCCAUCCUGCUGAUGGUGCUGGACCCACUGGCGAGGAUCACAGAAUAUUCUCUGACGAUGAAGGAGGGUCGGAUAGCGUACGAGGCGUUCCGGGAGCCGCACUAUAAGAUCUACCUGGACGCUUACGUGUUCAACUACACCAACCUGCCCCAGUACAUCAACGGCAGCCAGCCCAAGAUCAAGGUGCACGAGAUAGGACCCUUCUCCUUCAGGGAAUUAAGAACAGAUGAGAACAUGCGCGUUGACCAUGAGCGGGGAACCCUGACUAUGAACCCCAAACUUCGGCUGGAGUUUGUCCGGGAGAGAUCUGUGGCCCACUACAAAGACGUCAACAUAACUGUACCCAACAUAGUGCUUAUUUCAUUCACGACGUAUCUCGCAGACAACAUGGGCUACUUCACGAACGUGGGCGCCUACUACUCCAUGAGGAGUCUGGGCUCCAAGCUGGUGAUGGAAAUGACGGCGGACGAGCUGAUGUUCGGCUACAAGGAGCCGCUGGUGACCCUGGCCAACCAGAUCCUGCCCAACUGGAUCGACUUCAGCAAGACGGGGAUUGUGGAUCGGUUUUACGCAGACAAGCACAGCGAGGUGGAGUUAGAUCUGAAGAAUGCGUCGAGGAAGUACGCCAUCAACUUGUGGGACGGAAGACCGGGGCUAGAGCAGCAGGGGUACUCUGAGACUUCCAGCAACAAUUGCAAUCGCGUGCGAGACACGUACGAGGGUAUGAUGAUGACCCCCAACAUGGCCACCAACCAGACCCUCAAGAUCUUCCGCAGCUACGGCUGUAGAGUGUUCCCCUUCGACUUCACGGAGGAGGUGGACUUCUGGGGGAUGAGAGCAUAUCGUUACGACAUGCAGAAGACAGCUUUCAACAAAAUAUCGGACUACGCGUGUCCGUGCACCAAGAACUGUCUUCCGGAUGGCUUCAUAGACAUCAGUGGAUGUUACUAUGGUUUCCCUAUAGCUCUCUCAAAGCCACAUUUCCAAGACGUGGAUCCGGCGCAGAAGGCGAAGUUUGAAGGGAUGACGCCGGAUCUAACUAAAUCUUUAGCUGAUUUUUAUUUUGAACCGACGAUAGGUGUGCCCCUCAAGGCUAUGAUGAGAUUCCAGAUCAAUGCCGCAGUGCGAACGGCGCCGGGCAACCCUAUAGCUAAUGCUCUGAAAGACACCGUACUGCCUUAUAUUAGAAUAGAAUUGUAUUGCGACGAGCCUCCAAUGUACAUUUACAUUCAAAUGUAUCUGGUACUGGUAGUCGGACCACCGGUGCUUAUCAUGGUCAUCAUGACUCUCCUCAUAUCCGGUAUAUACCUCGGUUUCCGCGGGUUCUACGACUACUUCCGAACUGACAACCAUUUGGUGCUGACGAACGUGGAACCGUCAACCAAGAGGCGAAGUGCAGUAAGCCUAGAUUCCGUAGAAAAUCAAAAUGGAGAGGAAAUGAAAGAAAUAGCGCUUUUACUACAUAUUAUAGAAAAUUCUAGUACAAGGGAUCCAUAAUGAGACUGUUAAUUAUAAUUUGAAGGUUACGAUCCUGAAACAAUUGCACUUAAUUAUUUUGUAUUCAACGCGUAGGUUUUUAUCAUAUUCUUAUAACUACAAAUUGUAAAGUAAGAAUGAAAAACUAGGAUUUAAACGCAGUAUGAACAAUGAACAUACAUUAGGUGCGAUGAUGAAUUUUGUAAAGAUUGAUUUAUUAGAAGUUUUGUAAGUAGUAGCAGAUAAGAAAAAAAAAUAUUUUUAAAUGUUAGAGAUAACAUACAAAUAUGUGAUAAAAUAUUCUUCCUUAGCUUUAAACGCGAGUAAUUGGUAUUAUAG
Molecule: messenger RNA, 2048 nt
Organism: Aricia agestis (brown argus)
Lineage: Eukaryota; Metazoa; Arthropoda; Insecta; Lepidoptera; Lycaenidae
Product: lysosome membrane protein 2-like
Exons: 12
Coding region: 96-1730 (544 amino acids)
Cellular component (GO): cytoplasm; membrane
Molecular function (GO): scavenger receptor activity
Source: RefSeq, a predicted model, not a curated record